Zonotrichia albicollis (white-throated sparrow) is the source of this 2669-nucleotide messenger RNA. It is a transcript of the gene DAZL, whose product is annotated as deleted in azoospermia like. Gene Ontology annotation, molecular function: protein binding; translation activator activity; mRNA 3'-UTR binding. Gene Ontology annotation, biological process: positive regulation of translational initiation; 3'-UTR-mediated mRNA stabilization. Gene Ontology annotation, cellular component: cytoplasm. The record is from RefSeq and is a predicted model, not a curated record. NCBI's taxonomy places the organism in Eukaryota, Metazoa, Chordata, Aves, Passeriformes, Passerellidae.
CGGGAAUUCAGCUUCGCGAACGAGGAAUACUGACGGCCUGCGCUUAGUUUUCUCAAAAAAGUUUAUACGGGUUUUGCUUGAAAGUCCUUAUUUUUUUUUAAGUGUGUGAGCGCAGCCUCGGCUCCAGUGAGUGAUGGUGAGUGAAUGCCGAAGGGGAGGCACGCUGGGGCGGUGGGAUAGGGGGUGUUUGAACGCCGAGCCGACGGGCGGGCUUCUGCUGGGGUACGUAGUGCCUUGAGGGGGAACCCAGCGGGCAGCGGAGCGGAGAGUGGAGCAGUAACUUUUUCGGCUUAUUCUUGGGGUGAGAAACGGGAAUGCCCUCAGCUGGAGCACUGUUCGCUUGUAACGCGGUGGCGGGGCUGAACCCCUGAGGGCUACUACCAUUAUAACUAUCUUGAAGGCUUUAGCACCUUACGAGGUGAGCGGUUAAGGUGGAGGGAGUACCGCUAUUAAAAGGCCGGGGGCUUCUGCAGGGGAACAUCUGGCUCGUACCUGUCGGCGAUACGGGGUGCGUGUGUGGGUGCUUGGCGUCGGAACACGCUUCACACCCUCGAGCGGCCAUUUUGUGACGGCGCUAAAGUAGCGCCGUCCCGCACGGCUGGGCGGGUGCUCCGCCACCUGCCCGUGGCGGUGCACCCGCUGCGCGUAGGCUCCGGCAGGGCCCUUUGUCUGGGGCUUGGGAAUAGCUUUCCAUGUCCUCAGGCGCCAAACCGUCCCGCCUACGCCCCGUCGGCGCUGAGCUGCCGAAGUGUGACGUAAAAUGGCGGCGGCACCACGAGCGGCGCCUCGCCUGCCCGAGGUCCUACGUCCCUCCCUGCUGGAGCAAAGGCCCGGCGUCGCCCGGAGUGCCGCGGGCUCUUCGGCCCGCACCGGCAUGCUGCUUGCUGUUUGUUCUUUCUAUGUGAGGAACUUGCUUUGCGACUGUAGCGCUGACGCUUCAGACACUAUACGAGCAGCACAUGUGGAGACCCAGCGUUCAAGUGCCACGGAGGGCAGUGCCUAUUCAGCAACAGUCAGUCAGGGCUAUGUUUUACCAGAAGGAAAAGUCAUGCCCAACACUGUCUUUGUUGGUGGGAUUGACAUAAGGAUGAAUGAAGCAGAAAUUCGGAGUGUCUUUGAACAGUAUGGUACUGUGAAGGAGGUGAAGGUCAUCACUGACAGAACUGGUGUUUCAAAGGGGUAUGGAUUUGUGUCUUUCCUGGACAAUGUGGAUGUUCAAAAGAUAGUUGAGUCACAAAUCAACUUCCACGGUAAAAAGCUGAAACUGGGGCCAGCAAUCAGAAAACAACAAAAUUUCAAUUCCUGUGUGCAGCCCAGACAAAUAGUUCUUGGUCCUCCUCCACCACAGUUCCAGAGCGUGUGGGGCAAUCAGAGUAUGGAGACGUAUGUGCAGCCUCCAGCUGUCAUGAACCCAGUAACAUCCUAUGUUCAGCCCUAUCCCUACAGUUCAUCACCAGCUGUACUGCUAAAGCAGCAAGUUCCCAUAGGAUAUCAACCUGCUUACAACUAUCAGGCUCAACCACAGUGGCUUGCUGGGGAGCCAAGAAAUUAUGUAAUACCUCCAACUCCGGUGUAUACUUCAGUGAACUAUCAUGGCUCUGAGGAUCCAGGAUUUAUACAGAUGGAAUGUGCUGUUCCAGAGCCCACGCAGUUGCCUAACAGCCCACAAAAGAAGUCUGUGGACAGGGGCAUGCAAACAGUACUAUCCUGUCUGUCUAGUCCUGAGAACCAGCUGACAAAUGACUUUGUAUCACAAGACAGCAAUGCAAAGGAGGGUAAGACAUACCACUUCAGAAAAGGAAAGGCAGUACACAAAGCCAUUUGAUCAACAAAGACUUCAAAGUAUCUAAAUUAACUAGAUGGUACUGCAGUUCAAUUUAGCUGCACAGAAUGUAACAUUUCUGAAAGUUACUUCAGGUUAUGUUUGUACUCCUGUUCUACAUGUUUUGAUACUGUUGUUGUUGCUUGAGUAGUUUGAAGUUCGAAGUUGUAAGAGUUGACAAACUUCAGUGUUACUGUUUGUGUGCUUCCCCUGAUAACUGACUGGAAUGUUAGAGAGUUUAUAUGUUUCCUUUAUGUGGAUUUUUCUCUGAGCUUUAAGGUACAGUUUGCAUAUUACAUGUUGUUUUUCAUGGUUUUUCGUUAACUACCACUUGACUCAUUGACCAGUUAACUCCUGCAGUUCAAAAAUGGAAGUAGUUAUUUGCCCAAGAGAACGUGUUUUAAGACUGAGCUUUUAAAUCAGUGCAAAGGAAGAUGAGAAGUUGUAACUGAGCUGAAGCCCUGUAAGUCCUGCUUGCCUUUAGACGACAUAAUCAAUGUGAUUAUGUUCAUUGAUGGCAGUCUGUGUACCUGCAGUCUUGAGCAUCACUAUUAUUUUUGGGUAAGUAAUGAAGAGAAUCCGAAAAUUCCUGUCUGUAACUUAAAAUACAAGAAUGUUAUCUGUAUUGGACGCUCAGUCAGCCAAUACAAGGUUUUUUACUUGAAAAAUCUUAACAAUACCUGUAUUUUAAACUUCUGAGAAAAUACCGCACUUAUAUAAACCUUUGUUAUGUGAUGCUAACUGUUAAUCAAAGAAUAUGUGUAUGACUGUUUUAAUAAUCAUGUAGAUUUUAGGUGUGUAUUGUGAAACAGUGAAAUAAAUUUUUACUUUGCCUUGGUUUCCUAGA